Molecule: messenger RNA, 2796 nt
Organism: Trichechus manatus latirostris (Florida manatee)
Lineage: Eukaryota; Metazoa; Chordata; Mammalia; Sirenia; Trichechidae
Gene: ZNF285
Product: zinc finger protein 285
Exons: 3
Coding region: 26-1807 (593 amino acids)
Biological process (GO): regulation of transcription by RNA polymerase II
Molecular function (GO): DNA-binding transcription factor activity; RNA polymerase II cis-regulatory region sequence-specific DNA binding
Source: RefSeq, a predicted model, not a curated record
CUGCCCUUUCCAAGAGGGAGAUAGUAUGAUUAAGUUCCAGGAAGCAGUGACGUUCAAGGAUGUGGCUGUGGUCUUUACUGAAGAGGAGCUGGCACUACUGGACAAGACCCAGAUAAGCCUGUACCAAGAUGUGAUGCUGGAGAACUUCAGGAACCUCGUCUCAGUGGGAGAUGGGAUUAAAAGCACCAUUUCAAAUCUUCAGGAGAAAGGAUUGAGUUAUCUCUCACAAGAAGUGCUCUACUGCUGGCAGAUUUGGAAACAAAGAAUCAGUGACUUAACUGAGAGUCAGGAUUAUGUCGUAAAUCGUCAAGGAGAUUAUCCCCAAUUUUUAGAAAAAGAUGUCUCCUGUGAAAAGUGGGCAGGAGUGUCUCUUCAGAUUUUGGAAAAUGAAAACUAUGUGGUAAAUGCCAUUAAUUUAGAAAAUCCAACAGCUUGGAAAAGCCUGACACAGGUCCUGACCCCAGAAUCUUGGAGAAAAACCAGCCUAAUGACUGAGCCCCAGAAUUCUCAGGGAAGGUGUAAGGGAAUUCAUGCAGAAACGAAAGUAUAUGGAUGCGAUCGGUGUGCCGAGAGCUUCGAUUGGGCCUCACAUAGUCAUGACGAUUCCCAAGAAUGUAAAGGAGAGGAACGUUGUAGAUGCAGCGACUUUGGGGAGAAGUUAGUUAUGAAAACAGUUGGACAAUAUAAGGUAGUCCAUACAGUACCAAAACCGUUCAAAUGUAAUCACUGUGGAAUGGGCUUCAUGGAUGAUUUAAAUCCUUACACACAUCACAGCGCUCACAUAGGAGAAAAAGCUUACAAAUGUGACCAGUGUGGAAAGGACUUAAGUCAGAGCUCAGAUCUUGUUCCUGAUAAAACCCAUUCAGGCAGGAAAUCUUACGACUGUCAUGAGUGGGCCAAGGGCUGCAAACAGAGCUCAUACCUUCCCAGACAUCCAAAAGUCCCCUUAGGAGACAAACCCUAUAAAUGUGAUGAAUGUGGUAAGGGCUUUAGGCGGACCUCCUCUCUGCACAACCAUCACCGAAUCCAUACAGGAGAGAUGCCCUACAAAUGUGAUAUGUGUGGUAAAGGGUUCGGAUUCAGGUCACUGCUUUGGAUUCAUCAGGGAGCGCACACAGGGAAAAAACCCUAUAAGUGUGAAGAGUGUGGGAAGGCCUUUGAUCAGAGCUCUAAUCUUCUUGUCCAUCAGAGGGUGCACACUGGCGAGAAACCCUACAAAUGCAGUGAAUGUGGCAAGUGCUUUAGUUCCAGCUCCGUUCUUCAGGUCCACCGGCGGCUGCACACGGGAGAGAAACCGUAUAGGUGUAAUGAGUGUGGAAAGACCUUUAGCCAAAGCACACACCUUCAUAUUCACCAGAGGGUCCACACAGGAGAGAAACCCUACAAGUGCAGUGUGUGCGGCAAGGACUUUGCGUACAGUUCGGUUCUUCACACUCACCAGAGAGUUCACACAGGAGAAAAACCUUACAAAUGCGACGUGUGUGGUAAGGGCUUCAGUUACAGCUCAUAUUUUCAUUUACAUCAAAGAGAUCACUCAAGAGAGAAACCCUAUAAAUGUGAUGAGUGUGGUAAGGGCUUCAGCCGGAAUUCAGAUCUUCACGUUCAUCUCAGAGUCCACACAGGGGAGAGACCCUAUAAGUGUAAAGAAUGUGGUAAGGGCUUCAGUCGCAACUCAUAUCUUCUUGCUCAUCAGAGAGUGCAUUUAGACGAGACACAAUAUACAUGUCAUGAGUGUGGGGAGGGUUUUAGUUAUAUCUCAGACCUGCUUACUCAUCAAAGACUGCAUACAAGGACAGAAGCAUUAUAGAUGUAGUGAGGCAGGGUUCAACCAGGAAAACAGAAGCCGUUCUCUGUAUCCCAGGUGAUGAGAGGCUUACUUAGCCAUUGGAAGGGCUAGAGGAGCAAAGGUUAGAGACAUUGCCAUCUAUGAUGUCAACGUGUAGCACUGAAGUAGGUGAUUCUUAAGAGCAUUCCAGGGAACUCCUACAAAUCUCAAGAACCUCUGUAGCUCCCAUCAACUGUCUUCUUGGCAAAGUAAGUGAUCCUCUACAGUGGGCGGUUUGUGGCAGUAGCAAGAGUUAGAGGUCAAAUUGCCAUUAAAGGACAUGCAGGCAGUCCCUGUGUUAUGAACAUCCGACUUGCGGACAACUCAUACUUAAGAACGGACUGCCAUAAAGCCUAUUAUAUUAAAAAUUUGAGUUAAAUACGAUAGUUUCUAAUAAUACACACACUACUUUCUGACACUUAUGAAAACAUUGCAUGGUUUGGAAGUGUUUUAUAUGCAUAGAAAGGUAAAAUGUAUACUAUAUACUAAGGCAAACAUCUGACUGACACUAAAUGAGAACUGUAUGUACCUGUUCUGACUUCCUUACAAAUUCGACUUAAAGACAGAUUUAGGAACGGAUCUCGUUUGUAACCCAGGGAGUGCCUCUACCCAUGAAGGAGGUUUUAAUUGGGAUGAAUAUGGUAAGGACUUCAGUUUAGCUAAAGUCUUUAGGUUUUUGAGAGAGUCCAUACUAAAAAUAUACCCUUUGUGUGAAGGACAUUCAAAAGCGUGCUCAGAAAUGAAACACCCAUGUUAUUAGUGUUGUAAGAACAUUAGUCCAUAGUCAGGUUUUCAAAUCCAUUAGAUUUCUAUACAGGAGAGAAGCUCUAUAGGAGUGAUAAAAAUUUUAAGAGUGUGACAGAGACAGUGCUGUAUCUGUCACACUGGUUCCAUUUCCCGGGCACCUAGGAAGACUUCAUUUCCCAGCAACACUUGCAGUUAAGAGUGAGUCCAUGCUAUUGUGUUGCAGC